AUUCAGUAUAGCCUCUAUUUUGAAAUACAAGACAACAACAAAGGAAGUGAUACAUGUCAGGGUCACGUUGCCAAUUUUGAAUUCUCGUCUGAAAGGAAGAAAGGCUAAGAUGAAUAGACAUACAGUUUCCACUUCCUCGAACAAACUGACUUAUGUGCCUGAACUCUCCGACGACGACAGCUCAGGAAAAGAGAACUGUUCUGGAAGGGGAGGAGGCCGUCCAAAUCUAUAUGUAAAAGACUCAAGUGACGAAGAGUUUGAUAAAAUUUUGGAUAAACUAAAUACAAGAAGAACUGUUCCCAAAAAUGGCCAGUCUGCCAAGAAAAUCAGUCAACGCAUUUCAAAUCCAGGUAGUGAUGACAGCUUUGAGUCAUUACUAAACCGGCUCAAGACUCCUAAGUCCGUACCAAGAAAAGGAUCUGUCAGUAGACACGAUGGUUUGAAAAAAAUCCUUGUGAACUUGUCUUCUGAUGAAGACUCUAUCCUUGAAACCAAGAAACCACUUGCCUCCCAAGCCAUCUCCAAGUCAAAGCUCAAGCCUCUUCAAGUCUCACAGCAAUGUGAUUCUCCAGCCUUUCUUAGUGAUGAUGAUGAUGCUGGCAAUGAAAUCCCCAUCACAAACACCAUCAAGACUACCUACGUACAUCCCAUCCCAAAGGGGAGUCGUGAUACUCCUGUUCUGUCAGUCAUGACUCCCAUCCCAUCAUCUGCCCCUCUGAAGAAGAGCGUUUCUAGGCAAACAGUUCUGAGUUCAGACAGUGAUGGAAGCUUUGAGGAGUUUUUAAACCGGGUGAAGACGCCUAAGGCUCAACUUAGAAAAGGGUCCAUCAGUGGAAGCGACGAUAGCUUGAAAAAAUUCAUUGUGGAUUCCUCAGAUGAUGACUUUGUCUUUGAGCCGAAGAAAACCCCAUUUACCAAAGGUAGCACCAAGUCCAAACUUCCUGAGGCUUCACCACAAGUUGAGAGGCGACCCCUGUCAAACUAUGACUCCCCUGUCUUCCUCAGCGAUGAUGAUGAUGAUAAUGAUGGAGCCGCCAUCAAAAGCACUUGGAGGACCCGUCACACCAAGCCUACAUCAAUGACUCCUCGCUCAUGUGCAGCUCCUGUCCCAUCCUCUGCUCCUCCAAAGUCCAGUCUGACCAAACUGAGUGGCUGGAUCAGCUCAGAUGAGGAUGAGGUUGAGUCUCUGAUGGACCGCCUCAAGAAGAACCUAAGGCUAAAUAGUGACCGUGCGCAAACUCCUAAGAAUAAGCCAGAGCCUAAAAAGAAACCCUGCCUGUCCGAUUCUGCUGUGAAGGGAAUAAUCCAACCGACCUCCAGACCUGUGAAGGGAGCUGAGGGUAACAACACGCCCGUGCAAACACCAACCUUCAGACCUGUCAGCCAGACUGAGCCCAGAGCCAGAAAUGGAAGCAGGCUUCCUGCAUGUAAAGUCCCAGGCUGUUUCCUGCAGUCACUGUCAGACCCCACGUCUGCUUACUGCCGCAAUUUCAAACAGAGCAAGGAAGAACUUACCAGCAAACUGUAUCGUCUGUACAACACCAGUGUUUUUGAGAGCAAGCUCCCAGCCGACAUGUCUGUCACAUGGUGCAAUAAGAUGAGGAAGACCGCAGGAUUCUGCAUCACAGGCCAGGAGCGUGGCACGGGCCUACGCUACGCACGCAUAAGACUGUCUGUCAAAGUCUGUGACUCUGCAGACCGUCUGAGAGACACGCUGGUCCAUGAAAUGUGCCACGCCGCCCCCUGGCUUAUUCACAACAUACGGGACGGUCACGGGCCCAUCUGGAAAAUGUUCGCCCAAAAAGCCAGGCUGGCACAUCCCGAGCUGCCCAUGGUCAGCCGCUGCCACAGUUAUGACAUCAAGUACAAGUUCCAGUACCAGUGCAGUCGGUGCAAGAAUACCAUCGGACGGCACUCCAAGUCACUGGACGUCCAGAGGUUCGUGUGCGCUCUCUGCACGGGGCCGCUAGUGCUGAUCACUCCCUCAAAUUCCCGCGCACCCACGCCCUUCGCCAUCUUUGUGAAAGAAAACUUCAAGACCGUCCGACAGCAGCUUGCUGGCCAGAGUCACGGUGAUGUCAUGCGCAAGCUCAGUGCUGACUUUUCCAGCAAGACACGUCUCAGUGAGAGCUGAGUGCCAGUAGAGGGAAACCUGGUUUGAAACGAGAGAUUUGUGACUCUUGCGUGCAUAACUGAUAAAUACCUCACUGGUACAGGAUGAAAUCAUUUGGCAGCUUCUACAAAAUCAGCCAUACAAUUUGAACAGGGAUUCAGAAAUUUUAUCUCAACUAGUGAACCAGUGGUAUAAUAUUCCUGAGUGAUUAUAACAUACCUGCUGAAAUAUGCUGG
Messenger RNA from Clupea harengus (Atlantic herring), 2349 nucleotides. It is a transcript of the gene gcna, whose product is annotated as germ cell nuclear acidic peptidase. Gene Ontology annotation, cellular component: nucleus. Lineage: Eukaryota; Metazoa; Chordata; Actinopteri; Clupeiformes; Clupeidae. The record is from RefSeq and is a predicted model, not a curated record.